GUGGGAGGAGGUCUGGGAAGGGAGAGGAAGAGAAGCGAGGAGUGGACAGAAGAGGAGAGAUGCUUCGCUACGGUUCAGGACGAACUGUUUCCACCACCACCACCACAACACAGGACUCUCCAGACUCUGAGAGGAGGAUUAGACGCCUCAGGUUAACUCUACACGCAGGAGAUAAUGGAAACAAGGAGCCAAAACCCGCAAACUCGGACACAGCUGAGAAAAAGAAGGUUGUCAAUGAACCAUGGAAAAAGAAGAAUGGGCUGAUCCAAAGAGAGAGGCCAGCUGGCAGGGAGUCACCUCAGCAGCAACUCGGAGACAUGACCAAUGGGGCGCCAGAGACAUCGCUGCAGAAUCAUGGGCCCACAGUGUACGGUGUAGUGCAGAGGACGGGUUCAGACAGACAGCAGGUGGUGAUGGCGCGCGAGUGGACGGCCAAUCACCUUCACGAUGAGAUGAAGUACAUCAGGGAGGUGAGAGAUUCUUUGGAGAAGGUGAGAGAGCGGAUGUAUGGGCAGUUUGGAGGAAUGCAGCAAUCAAUGGAGAAGCUUUCACAAGAAAUCAGGGCUGCCAAUUCACAUCGGAGGAGUCUGGAGUCAGAGGUGAAGAUCCGGACAACAGCCAUGGAGAGCUUUGAUCAGAUGAACAGCUCUCUUAUAUCUGAUAACAUCAGCCUGCAGAAAUCCCUUCUGGAGAACUGUCAGAGAAGAGUGGACACGAGAGACGAGGUGAAGAGUUUGCGGAGCACCUGUGAGAAAACACAAGAAAAACUCAGAGACACGGAGAGGGAGCUUGCUGCUGCGCAGGUUGAAAACCAAACUUUGAGACUACAGGUGGAAUCUGCACAGGAGGCCAACAAUCAGGCGUUGCACGAGCUCUCAGCAAAGCUAAAGCUGGAGUACGAGGAGAAGCUUCAGGAGGAACAGCGGAAACACAGGGAGGAGAUUGAAAAGCUACAGGCCCAACUGGAUGAAUACAUCAGGCGACUGGAGGAAGCAGAGAACAACAUCAGGAUUGCAGAGGCCAAGAUUGCUGAAAGGGACCAGAGGAUUAUCGAAGUGGAGCGUCUCCUGGACUGUAUGGGAAAGGAAAAGAGUCAACUCCAUAAGAAGCUGCAGGAAUGUGAACAGCGUCUCCGCUUGAUGGAGCUGACAGACAAAACUGAUGCAACUGUAGCCAAAAGGUCCAAAGUGCUGCAAUCUGAAUCUGUGGAUCUCCGUGAGAGAAUCAAACACUUGAACGACAUGGUGUUCUGCCAGCAGAGGAAAGUCAAAGGAAUGAUCGAGGAGGUUGAAACAUUGCGAGCCCAAGUUGCUCAGAAGGAUAUGUUCAUCUCAGAGCUUCUGGACAGGAUUGCGAUAGUGGAGUGUGAGAAUAAUGAAUUAGAAGACAAGCUGAAGUAUUUUAUGUCCACACAGAAUAAACCGCGAGAGGUUUUGGAAACCAGGGAGAUAGGAGUAGGCUGUGAUCUGCUCCCCAGACGUGAAGCAAAAAGGCAUGCUGAUGAACCUCUUGUUCAGUAUGAACCAACUAAUCUCCAUCCCAUACAACACCCACUACCUGUUCAACCUCCACCACCAGUGAAACCUCCAUCACCCACUCCACCUCCAUCACUGAUACAACCUCUAGCCCCCACACAACCUUCAUCCCCCACACAACCUUCAUCCCCCACACAACCUUCAUCCCCCACACAACCUUCAUCCCCCACACAACUUUUAUCCCCGACACAACCUUCAUCCCCCACACAACCUUCAUCCCCCACACAACCUUCAUCUCCUACAUUUACCAAUCAACAUCCAUUCCACUACCUAACAACACCCACCCAACCAAGGACGUUCAAGUCUAAAAACCCUCCACCCAGCAGGCUGGAGUCCAGUUUACUGAGGUACACUCCCGGCCAGUACAGCCGCUUCCUGCCGUCCAACUCCUUGGAGCCGAGUGGGAUGUUCCCCUCCACCCGCCCGUCUGAAUCUGAGUCUCCUCUAACAGUGAUGUCCUCGUCGUGGACAGUGCGCCAGGGACAGACAGGAGACCUGAGAAACCAGACCAAAGAGGAGCUCCAAGAACUGCUCCUGCGACAGGAGAAGAUAUUCUCUAACAAGAGGUUUUUACAGAGUCUUCCUGACAAAGGGAAAAAGAUAAAGGAAUUUGCGGAGAAAGUGCGCCUUGCCAUUGAACACAACGAUGAAGAGGAGAGGAGACAGAGCUUGGUGUCGGCUGCCAGGACAGAGUUACACUCCAAGUAUCAGCAGACUUUCACUUUGCAACACCGUGUUAUCCCCGACACACCAGCAGCCUUAAACCAAGACAGACAAAGUGAGGCUGCUGCAGGCGAUGCGGUACACGAGAUGGCGACCUCACCUGUCUCAGCUCAUGUGCAUGAAAACCACAUUUUGGAGCAACAGGACCAGUUUGUCUCCAGAGUUGCUGCUGGUGAAACCAUGGAGAUGGCUGCUGCUGGGGCCUCUCUGAACUCUGAUCAGACAAAAGAGGGUGACCUUGUGGAGGCCUUGGAAAGGGUCAGACUGUCUGAAAGUAGUACUGGUUUCAGUAGCAAGUCCAAAGACCCAUUUAACAGCACAGCAGGAGACAAUUACUUUCUCAAAAAGCAGAUACCAAAAAAGCCUCACUAUGUAUCUGUAAUGGAAAGAAAAGAGAAGACUUCAGCUCUCAGGAAGCCAAAAUUCAAACCAAAUCAGCUGCCCCAAAGAAGUGACAUCUCUCCAUCAGGAUCCUCGUCACCCAGCCAGUCUUCUGAAAGCUCAUCGCCGCUCUCUACAGAGGCCAGAAGGGAGCGGGACAGAAAGCACCUGGAUGACAUCACUGCAGCUAGACUCCCUCUUCUCCACUACAGUCCGGCACAGCUUCUGUCUCUGGACGAGUCGGCCAUCCUCCUGAAGGAACAAGCAAAGAAGCAGCAGGAGUUGCAGGCCAAGCUGGCUUCCCAGAAACUGUCUGACGGUUUGAAGCUCUCUAUGGGGAGCUACACUCCUGACAGUGGCCCCAUGGCUGCCUACAGAGAGGAUCACGAUGAAGGAUCCCAGCUCUCCUCAGAGGAGGACUGAUCCUGGAAGGCCGGAGCUGGGGAAACCAGUGUGACCUUGGCCCUGAGGGAAACAGGCUUUGGACCUUGCAAUCAGGAUCCAUCAAACAGGGUUUUCACUCCAAAGACAAGAAUUCUUAAGAUAGGAAAAGAGUCUUUGCACCGUGUGAAGGCAUAGUUGGUAUCCCAGACUCAGCUCAAGAAAUGGCAGGUUGAAAAACUAGCUCACUUAAUUGUCAUUCUGUUCGUAUUGGGUUUGUGUCAGUGCCCUGCAGUAAUAAUAAUACCUGCUGUUGACUAGGAGUCUUAAAUGCUAAAUUUGAGGAAUGUAUCAUGAGGGAAAUGUUUCUUGUCAGUAUACCGAAACUGAUGAUGUCAGGGAAUUCUGGACCUGAAAGUAUUGAACAUUGAAAUAUCUAUUUUGGUGUGUUAAUAUUUGCACUCAAAGCUCAUCAGCAGGUGGAGCCGACUGUUUUGGCACCAAGGUGACUGUUUCCAACUUCAAAAUAGUUGUUUCAGAUUUAAUUAUUACAGAAUUCAAUAAAUGUGUCUGAUUUCCCAAA
Molecule: messenger RNA, 3603 nt
Organism: Perca flavescens (yellow perch)
Lineage: Eukaryota; Metazoa; Chordata; Actinopteri; Perciformes; Percidae
Gene: polr2m
Product: RNA polymerase II subunit M
Exons: 18
Coding region: 60-3062 (1000 amino acids)
Biological process (GO): intracellular signal transduction; transcription elongation by RNA polymerase II
Cellular component (GO): intracellular anatomical structure; nucleus
Molecular function (GO): transcription elongation factor activity
Source: RefSeq, a predicted model, not a curated record